GCACUUUUGACAAAAGAACUGUCAUCGUCAUCGAGUAUGACAGGCGAUAAAUAACCAAAAAAGUUUGCCGAUGUCUCAGUUUUGUUCUCAUUAAUUUUUAGCCAAAUAAUAAGAGUGUUCUUAAUAUAUUAUUAAUUUAAAAAUGUCUAAAAAUUUUAAAUUAAGUGCCUCGCUUUUCGGGCAUUCGAUGGAUAUAAGAGCUUUGGCUGUGACACCAAGUAACGAUAUUAUUAGUGGUUCCAGAGAUCGGACUGCCAAAUAUUGGAAAUAUAAUCCGUUACAAAAUAAUUAUAGUGAGGUAAUGACCUACAAGAGCCAUGAAAAUUUUGUCGGUAGUGUAUUAUAUCUAGAACCAACUAGUGAAUAUCCGGAUGGACUGGUGGUGACCGGUGGUUAUGAUAAAGCUAUAUUUAUUUUCAAACCUGGAGAACCUUUUCCAACUUACUCAAUCAAAGGUGAACAUGCAAAUACUGUAUGUGGUCUGUCUAAAGGCCAAAGUAAAAACAGCUUUUUAAGCGCCUCGUGGGACAACACCGCCAAAUACUGGUCAUUAUCUUCGUCUACUUCUAAGCCAGUACAUACUCUUACUGGACAUACAGCUGCAGUUUGGUAUGUCAUUCAAAUUGGGGAUGGUCGCAUUGUUACUGCGUCUGCCGAUAAAACCAUGCUAGUCUGGUCGGAAACUGGUCAAAGACUGAAUGCUUUAGCGGGACAUACUGACGCUGUUAGAUGUUUAGAAGAUUUUCCAGAUUUAAAAUAUUUUAUAAGCGUAUCUAACGAUGCUACUAUUAGGAUUUGGAGUUACGAAGGCGAGAAUAUAAACACACUGUAUGGACAUAAAAGUUUUAUUUACAGUAUAGCGAGAUGUCGAGCGCAUGGUAUGGACAGUUUCGUGACGUCUGACGAAGAUAGAACGGUAAAUUUUUGGCAAAAUCAGGAAAUUAAGACCAAUUUGGAAUUGCCUGCGCAAUCAGUUUGGGCUGUAGCCGGUUUACCUAAUGGCGAUAUUGUUACCGGCACCAGUGAUGGCAUCGUGAGGAUAUUUACACAAGACGAAGGUAGGGUAGCCGAAGAAGCUAAUUUGGUUAAGUACGCCGAAGAGGUGAUGGCUCUCAAGAGGCAGGCGUUGCAGGAAAUUGGCGGAGUUAAAGUAUCAGACUUGCCAGGCAAAGAAGCCUUGUACGACCCAGGCAAGAGGAACGGACAGAUGAAGAUGGUCAGGGACGGACAGACCGUGAUUGCGUACACGUGGGUGGAAGACGGCGAAAACAGCCAUUGGGAUAAAAUUGGCGAAGUUCUAGGCGGUAGCGAUAAAGACGAAAACGGUCGGACCGUAUUCGAAGGGGAGGCGUACGAUUUUGUAUUUUCAGUCGACGUGGAGGACGGGAAACCGGCUAUUAAGUUACCUUACAAUAGAGGCGAUGAUCCGUAUCAGGCGGCUCACAAAUUUUUAGCUAAGCAUAAUUUGCCCGGAGAUUAUUUAGAACAAGUAGUUAAUUUCAUACUGACGAACAGUAAAGAGCAAUACGUACCACCUAGUAACGAUUUUCAAGAUCCCUUUACCGGUGGCUCGAGGUACACCCCCAGCUACGGCGUUGAUAAUCAAGGACAAAGGGGACUCAACCUAGAUCCUUUUACGGGUAGUAGCAGUUAUUCGUCGGCGAUGGGAGGUCCUCCUAAGCAACGACCGGCGUCCGCCGGUUCCAAUAACGACCCGUUCACGGGCAAUUCCAGUUACACGACUAUGAAACAGGACGCGAGCGGAGGGUUCUUCCCCGUCAAGUCGUACCACAGUUUCGACGUGGGCGAUGCCGGCGUUAUAUUGAAGAAGUUGAAGGAGUUCAACGAGAAGUGCGGCGACGGUAACGAUAAGUUGAGCGACAAUGAUCUGGAGGAUUUCGUUAAAUUGUGUGCCGGACCGCCGAGCGAUGGGAACGCUGUAGAUGUACUUUUUAAGUUGUUGGAGUGGCCUGACAAUAUAAUUUUCCCCGUUCUGGACGUCAUACGACUGGCUGUUAGGCACAAAUUAAACAACGAGGUCAUUUCGUCGGUGAACAACGGCGUGAUAAUGGAAAAAAUAAAAACCUACAUCAGUUCCGAAUGUAAAAUACAAAACAACAUGAUCAUAGCCCUCAGGACCAUCGCCAAUUUGUGUUUGCACGACCACGGCGAAAAUUUAGUCUUCAACAAUCGAUUCGACAUCUUGGAGAACUUCACCUCGUUGCCGUUGCUCAACAAGAAUUGUCAAGUAGCCUUAGCAACCUGCCUGCUCAACCUAACGAUCCUCACUAUCAAAAACAAUGACGAAAUAGGUAUAACCGUACUAGCGCAAGUACUACCCGAUUUGAUUACCAAACUAACGGAAUGCGAACCACAAUUUAGGGCGUACGUCGCGCUGGGUACCCUCAUAUCCUCGUCCACUGUCCAUUUGGCUAUGGUCAAGACUAAAGUGCAAGAAAACGCUGAGUUUUUGUCCGCCAUGCAGUUGCACUCGUUCUCCAGUCAAAACGAAGCGGAGAUCCGAAGGAUGAAUUGCGUGAAGCAGAUUAUGAAUAUAUUAUAAGUCGAGUGUUCCUUUAGCUUUUUUACAGUUUUUAAAUGAUAUUGUAAGUUGUUGGGAGUGAAGUGGCCAAUAAAUAAUUAGCUUU
Molecule: messenger RNA, 2648 nt
Organism: Psylliodes chrysocephalus
Lineage: Eukaryota; Metazoa; Arthropoda; Insecta; Coleoptera; Chrysomelidae
Source: the annotation of a GenBank genome assembly